AUGUAUGCAUUGAAUCAAAACCUGACUACACUUCUUUCUUCAGUCAUACCUGGAGUUAUCCUUCUGCUUGGCUUGCUCAUACUUGCUAUCCGGUAUCGCAAGAAAUUGAAUUAUGUCUCUUCAGUCGUCCUUUCAAUCAACACGUCUCCCGAUCCCUCCUCUAAACCAGACCUUGAAGGAGGUAGUGUCUACUUUGGGGUCCCUGUCUUCUCCUACACUGAAUUAGAAGAAGCUACUAAUAACUUUGAUCCCUCUAAGGAAUUGGGAGAUGGAGGUUUUGGCACUGUAUACUAUGGAAAACUCAAAGAUGGGCGGGAAGUUGCAGUCAAGCGCCUAUACGAGCACAACUAUAAGCGAGUGAGGCAGUUCAUGAAUGAAAUUGAAAUCCUCACACGUUUGCGCCAUCACAAUCUUGUCACCCUUUAUGGUUGCACCUCUCGACUGAGCCGGGAACUCCUCCUCGUCUACGAGUACAUUCCUAAUGGCACUGUUGCUGAUCAUAUACACGGUGAUCGUGCAAAGGAUCGACCACUCGUGUGGUCUAUCCGCAUGAGCAUUGCCAUAGAAACAGCCAGUGCAUUGACUUACCUCCAUGCUUCUGACAUCAUCCACCGCGAUGUAAAGACUAACAACAUACUCCUUGACAACAAUUUUUGUGUCAAAGUUGCAGAUUUCGGGCUUUCCAGGCUUUUCCCCAAUGAUGUCACUCAUGUCUCAACAGCUCCACAAGGGACUCCUGGUUAUGUUGAUCCAGAAUAUCACCAAUGUUACCGACUUACGGAUAAGAGUGAUGUUUAUAGCUUUGGCGUUGUGCUCAUUGAGCUCAUAUCAUCAAUGACAGCUGUUGACAUUAGUAGGCAUAGGCAUGAGAUUAAUUUGGCUAACUUGGCGAUAAACAGGAUCCGACAUCGUGCAUUUAAUGAGUUAAUUGACCCAUCUCUUGGGUUUGAGUCAGAUUCUUCGAUUGAGAGGAUGACUACCAUGGUGGCAGAGGUGGCUUUCCAGUGCUUGCAACUUGAAAAGGAAAUGAGACCUACAAUGGAAGAGGUUUUGAGGGCUUUGAAGGAAAUUCAGGAUUCCAAAGAUGAGAACACUGGGGACGUAAUAGAGAAUGCUGAGGUGUUGACGAGUACACGGCCACCUCCUUCACCUGAGGGUGAUAAUAUUGUGUUGUUGAAGAAUGGCAAGGAGCUUCCUUCACCAGAUGCUGUGACCGAUAGAUGGGUUAGUUCCUCUUCCACAUCCAUUUCCAGUGGUUAAGGCUUCAUUUCCCUCUGCUUUACUUUAAAGGUAGUAAAAGCUAAGAAAAUGUUCGACACUCAUAUCAUGUGCAUGAAAGUGGUUUGUAUUCCUCCUCUUUUUUUCAUUUAUUUUUAUUUCCUCACCUAUGUUGUUGAUAUAGAUCAGCUAAUUAUAUUGAGGGAAUGUAUAUAGUAAAUGGAGUUUUUAUCAGUAUACAUGUUCAUAUUUGGAGAUA
This is a messenger RNA of Camellia sinensis, 1477 nucleotides long. Lineage: Eukaryota; Viridiplantae; Streptophyta; Magnoliopsida; Ericales; Theaceae. The record is from RefSeq and is a predicted model, not a curated record.